Messenger RNA from Doryrhamphus excisus (bluestripe pipefish), 2834 nucleotides. RefSeq names its product heart and neural crest derivatives expressed 2 (gene hand2). Lineage: Eukaryota; Metazoa; Chordata; Actinopteri; Syngnathiformes; Syngnathidae. The record is from RefSeq and is a predicted model, not a curated record. Gene Ontology annotation, biological process: regulation of transcription by RNA polymerase II; heart development. Gene Ontology annotation, molecular function: protein dimerization activity; RNA polymerase II transcription regulatory region sequence-specific DNA binding; DNA-binding transcription factor activity, RNA polymerase II-specific.
GGUCCAGGCUGCAGCAAAGCUGGACGUGUCUCCCGGGGUCGUGCACACACUGGUCCAGUCCACCAAACCGCCGAGAUGCCGCAGCAGCAGAAAACGUCUGAGAUGAGCUAAAAAGGCUUAGGCACCAUGGACUUGAGUAGACAUCAGCCCGGGUCCAGGAUGUUCUUUGUACCAACGCGGACUCGGUGAUGUGCUGGGGACAUUAGUAGAAGUGUUUUUAAUUUGAAGGAGAUAUAUAUUUGAGAAGAACUUGCGGGAGAUCCAGCAUGAGUGUUCUUUCAGGCUUCCCUCACCAUCCGGUCAUGCACCACCACGACAGCCACCAUUACUCCCUGCACGGAGACACCGGAGCCCCUCCGUAUUUCACCAGCUGGCUCAUCAGCCACGCCGACGUUUCCCCCACCGAGUACGGCAUGGCGCCGGGAUACAGCCCCGACUACCACGGGAACACCCCGGGCGGCCUGGACCCCCACCACCACCACCACCACCACCACUACGGACACGCCGGACACGGCGGACACGGCGCCGUCUCCGUUAACGGAGCCCCCGUGGGCAUGCACCAGCACCACCACCACCACCCCCGCACCGUUAAGAGGAGACCCACCGCCAACCGGAAGGAGAGGCGGAGGACGCAAAGCAUCAACUCGGCGUUCGCGGAGCUGCGGGAAUGUAUCCCCAACGUCCCCGCAGACACCAAGCUGUCCAAAAUCAAGACGCUCCGCCUGGCCACCAGCUACAUCUCCUACCUGAUGGACAUCCUGGACAAGGACGGACAGCACGGGGACACGCAGGCUUUCAAGGCCGACCUCAAGAAGUCCGAUGGCCGGGACGAGCGGAGGAAGAGGGACACGGCGGAUAUCCCCAAGACAGCCUCAUCCUCCUCAUCAUCAUCAUCAUCGUCGUCGUCUUCAGUGGGCGACAAGAAGACAAAAGGAAGGACAGGAUGGCCCCAACAUGUCUGGGCUCUGGAACUCAAACAGUAGCUGAAACGUCGUUGCAGGUUGAUUGCAAACACAGGAACUAAAAGUCAUCAUCUCUUGAAUGGUGCGGACGCCCAACCACAGGACCGGACACACAAUUUGUAGUCCCGGUAGACGCUUACGGUCGUGUGUUUAUACACUUUUCUACUGUUUGCUGACAACCACAAUGCAUUCAGUACACUUGCAGUGAGUGUCCAUAGUGCGGCCCGGGGGCCAUUUUCAGCCCACAGCUUGUUUUAUAUUAUUUUAUAUUCAGGAAUGAGAAAUCUUAUUAUUUAUUAUAAUAAUUUGCUUUGUCAUAUGCAACACAAAGCGAAGAUGUGAUUGUUUUUGAAUGACAUUUUAGCAUCUGCAAUAUACAAAACGUAUCAAAGUGGCCUCCCUGCAUCCUACUACGCGGCCCCCACUGCAAAAUAUUUGGACACGCCUGGUUUAGCAUAUAUCAGGGAUGUCCAAAGUGUUGUCCUGGGGCUACUUUUUAGCAUGCGGCUUGUUUUUCAUUGCCCUAUCAGCGUAUUAUAAAACAAGAAAAUACAAAAACAACAAUGUUGAAAAAAAAGUCAAAAAGUCCUAAAGGAACAAGAAAAUGUUGAAAUGCCACAAAAGCUGCGUUCUCAUUCUCGGACCACCCACCAAUGGCAAAGUAAUUGAGACGGCGACAAGAGGUCACCAAACCAAUCGUCUCCUUCACUCACGGCGCAGCCAAAAAUAACAGCGUGUGGAACACACAAUGGAACUGCACCACACGCAUGAUGCAUGCAUCUAAAAUAAACCCUUAUACGCCAGUAUACAUGCAAAACUGUACUACUUUAUACAAAUGUAUAACCUGUGUGGUACUGCUGGGGAACUUCCUUACCUUAGCGUUACCAAAAUAGGCCGAUGGAGAAUAUACCGUAGGCAUAAAAUUGUGUGAUUUGCCACAAAUAAGAACAGAAUACACGCUUAGUACACAUGCAGGUUACAUUAUUGGAUUGAUUUUAGACUUUUUUUUUUUUUUUUUACAAAAUAAAAAUGUUAUAAAUUAAAUAAAGCUUAGUAGUAUUGGUGCCAAAGGGCCAAAAUAAUCUUUAACAUACUUCAUCAUCAGCGAUUUCAGUUUACAGGUGACCUUUUUCAUGAAUUGUAGGUCGUCUUUAAUUUUAAUUUUAGAAUACGUGAGAGAGAAUAAAAAAAAAAAAAAAAAAAGAAAUGAGCUGCGGGCCACAAAUGUCCGCAGAACCACACUUUGGACACCCCUGACAUUGAGUUGUGUUGUCUUCAAAGAAAUGAGAGUGAACACAACAGUUUGGUGGCAUUCAUCCAGGGCCCCAUAAAUAACAUCUAACACACACACACAGACACACACACACACACACACACCUAGACACACACACACACACACAGCAGACCAGCUGGCUCUCAGCUUUAUUUAACUUGAUAUAUUUAUGUGCAAUGCGGCCGUAAGGACGAGCCCAACUAUUACGCCACUCAAUACCAAUAUACAAAAUACACGGUGUCCCUAAAGUCUACUGUCCACAUACAAUACACGCGUACAUUCCACACUAAAAGUACAAUUUAUUAAUAAUUAGUUCAUAAAACUAUAGAAUUAAUGAAAUGUUUAAAUUUAAUGAAAUGUAAAUAAAUGAAAUGACAUAAUAACAAAUUAUUGUCUAGUACAGGGGUGGGAAAACUACGGCCCGGGGGCCACAUCCGGCCCGCCAAGUGUUUGAAUACGGCCCGCCCAAUCUUUCCAAAGUAUUUAAUUGAAACUCAACAUACAACCUGGCAUCAUGGCCUGAGCCAACCUUUUGAUGGUUGUAUCAAUUUCGUUGUUUGACAUGGUCUGUUGUUUACAAAGUGCUCCUGAAAAAAGAG